Histoplasma capsulatum G186AR is the source of this 1363-nucleotide messenger RNA. Its product is annotated as guanine nucleotide-binding protein. The transcript has 4 exons. Lineage: Eukaryota; Fungi; Ascomycota; Eurotiomycetes; Onygenales; Ajellomycetaceae. The coding region runs from base 1 to 1266 and encodes 421 amino acids. The record is from RefSeq and is a predicted model, not a curated record. Gene Ontology annotation, molecular function: protein binding.
AUGGAUCAAUUUGGCCAGUCCUUCGAUUUGAAUUGCGUAGCUUCAACUCGGAAUUUUGCUUUCUCGACACCUGAAAAGCCAUCAGGAAAGAAAGACGCCCUUCCAGGAGAAUACCUGGCCAUAUCUAAUUAUUUUAAAGAAGCUACUUGGACAGCAGAUGGGACUUGCGUAAUUACAAAUUCGGCGGACAACACUAUCAGAACAUUUGUGUUACCCACGGAUCUCCUCGAACAGAGAGACCAGCCUCAUGAACUAGAACCCUACCAUACAAUUCCAUCAACAGAACCAAGCUAUGCAAUGGCAAUUUACCCAUUCUACAGGUUACAGGACGCAUCUUCGACCCUGCUUCUCUCUUCUGUUAGAGACCACCCCAUUCGACUAACUUCUGCCUUAUAUCCCGGAUUCUCAGCUUCGUACAGCCUUGUCUCACCUACGACUGAGGCUUUCAUUACGCCACAUUCCAUCCUCUACCCACCCAGCCUUAGCGGGACGCAGUUUCUGACAGGUUCGGAUAGUUUGAUAUGUCUGUUUGACGUGUCCCGUCCUGGAAAAGACGGCCCCGUGUCCAGACUCCAAACCAUUCCAAGCAAACGGAAGAAAAUCGUUGGUGGCGGUGUUGGAAUGAAAGGAAUCGUUUCCACCAUGUCCAUCAGCCCAUCUGGAGACGGAGUUUUGGCAGCAGGUACUUCCACGAGGUACAUAGGCCUUUACGCAUCCAAUGGGUCCGGUGAUACAAUCGCCACAUUCAGUGUUGAAGGCACGGUAGCAGCUUCGCGCAUCGGUGGUAAGGGUAUUACACAGGUGCUUUGGAGCCCGUGUGGCCGAUAUUUGUUCGUCAUCGAGCGAAAAAGCAGUGGGAUUCUUGUGUACGAUAUUCGAGUCACCGGUCAACUGGUGGGUUGGCUGGAGGGGAGAGGCGGAAUGACCAACCAAAGACUCAAAGCAGAUAUUGUUCCUGGAGACGAACGUAACGCCACGGAAGUUUGGGCUGGUGGGACUGAUGGAAUGGUAAGAGUGUGGUCAGAUCCUUCACAUGUAACUGAAAAUGGGAGACAGCCGCAAUGGGAGAAGCGAGUUCAUGAUGACCCUGUAACCAGUGCUGUCUUCCACCCUAUGGGCGGUGUUUUAGCAACCUGUUCUGGUCAAAAAAAGUAUCCACCUGUCGAUGCAGAUGGGAUGAUGGAAGGCAACGCCAAUGACGGCAAUCAUAGCGAUGGAAAUAUGGCAAACAAUAUCGACAACUCCUUGAAAAUAUGGGCACUUUAAGAGUCUUGAAAGCAUAUGCGCUCUAAUCAUCUGUCGUGAACUUUCUUUAAGUCCCCAACUGGCAGUUGAGCUUCCACAAUCUAUGAUAUAUGAGAAG